AUGCCAACUAGGGCAGAACGCCCUAAUUUAAUGCCUUUUCAGGACACUCAGUACAGUUGGACUGAUGAUUUGCCAGUUUGUAAGCAAUCCGGAGUAGGAUUUUCUACGAAUCAAAUUUAUCGCGAGGAUGGAUAUAGACAAGAGGAACAUUCGUUCGAGGAUCGCAGCUUUCAUUGUCGUUACGAUGACUCGACGUUCCUUUACGGAGUGUUUGAUGGUCAUGAAGGAACAAACGCAGCAAACUUUGCUAUGCAGCGAAUGGCUGCAGAGAUUUUAUUGGGUCAGUUAAAUGGUAAAUCGACCGAUGAGGAGAUCAAAGAAGUUCUUCGACAGGCAUUUAUAGCUGUAGAACGAGGGUAUCUAGACUCUAUUGGUGAUCUUCUGGCUGAACGAGCCAGCCUGCAAUUUGAUAUACCUGAUGGUUUAAAUUCUUACGAAACAUAUCAAAAAUUUCCUCAUUUGGUUGAUAAACUGAACUCGUUGAAUUGUGAGCUAUCAGCAGGAGCUAGUGCAGUUGUAGCUCUUGUAUAUGGUGGAAGGUUAUAUGUUGCAAAUGUUGGUGACAGUAGAGCUUUAUUAUGUAAAACAGACAGUAAUCAGGUGUUAAGAGUUGUACAGUUAAGUGUUGAUCAUGAUUUAAGGAAUGAGGAUGAAUUGUUACGAUUAGCUCACUUAGGACUAGAUACUGAUUCCAUAAGACAAGGAUCUCAUCUUGGAAAUCAAGAAAAUACACGUUGCCUUGGAAAUUAUCUUGUUAAGGGAGGUUAUAGAGAAUUUGAAGAAUUGGCAACUGCCACAGCAGAGCCCAUUAUUGCUGAACCAGAAAUUCAUGGUGGAAUAGAGCUUGAUGAAUCGUGCAGGUUCUUAUUACUUAUGUCCCGAGGUCUUUAUAAGUCAUUAGAAGAAGCAACUGGUACUGAUCAAGUUAAUAAAGAAUUAGCACUCAUAGCUGUUGAACAGUUUCGUGUACAGUCUACAUUGACUGGAGUCGCUCAAGCUGUUGUAGAUAAAGUUGUAAGAAUUCAUCAUGAUAUAAAUAUGAGUAUCUCCCAAAGUACAGUGACUACUGGUAAACGAGACGAUAUAACUCUUCUCGUACGGAAUUUUAAUUUUCCGCUUUUGAACGCAUUAAAAAGUCCAACCAGUCAGUCGGUUAGAUUUAAUCCGAUUGUGGAAACUGCUCCGAUAAUAACAAUGCCAGAGAAUGAGGAUUAUUCAAGUACAGGACUUACAGAUGAAAAUUUGGAUGGAUCGACAAGUGAAACUUCAACAUCAGAUAUGUAUCCUCCUGGUGCAAAGCGAACAGAUCGAAACGCUAGGAUUAAGUCUUACGUUAAUUUUUCCGAAUAUUAUGAAAAUGUAGAGAAGAGACGACGAGAGGGAACUUUACCCGAAGGCAUAAAUUUCUAG
Messenger RNA from Dufourea novaeangliae, 1410 nucleotides. RefSeq names its product TGF-beta-activated kinase 1 and MAP3K7-binding protein 1-like. Gene Ontology annotation, biological process: protein dephosphorylation. Lineage: Eukaryota; Metazoa; Arthropoda; Insecta; Hymenoptera; Halictidae. Gene Ontology annotation, molecular function: protein serine/threonine phosphatase activity. The coding region runs from base 1 to 1410 and encodes 469 amino acids. The record is from RefSeq and is a predicted model, not a curated record. The transcript is spliced from 6 exons.